This is a messenger RNA of Gastrolobium bilobum, 1856 nucleotides long. RefSeq names its product probable serine/threonine-protein kinase PBL18. Gene Ontology annotation, molecular function: protein kinase activity; ATP binding. The transcript has 5 exons. Gene Ontology annotation, biological process: protein phosphorylation. The record is from RefSeq and is a predicted model, not a curated record. NCBI's taxonomy places the organism in Eukaryota, Viridiplantae, Streptophyta, Magnoliopsida, Fabales, Fabaceae. The coding region runs from base 198 to 1820 and encodes 540 amino acids.
UCUUUCUACCAUUCCAUAUUUCCACAUAUAUAUUCAUCUCUCUUUCUCUCACAAAAAACAUCACUUCCAGGCCUUUCCAUUUUGCUUUCUUUGACUUCACAAGGGGUAGUUCGUGGUCGAACGAAAACCACAAGUUAUAGUUUUCAGUCUGAGUUGCAUGAACAGCUAUCUUAUAGAAAUAAACAGUUCUAUACAAGAUGGGAUGUUUCACUGUCUUAAAGAGCAAGAAGAAAAAAUCUGAUCAAAUAAUGUACCGAAAACGUGUUUGCCAUAAUGAGCAUGUUCCUACAGUUCUGCCUGAACCUCAAGCUCACUCUCGCUCAUUGCAGUCUGCACCUCCUAGUUUUAGGACUCGAGUGAAAUCCAUUCACCCCAUUAACAAAGUUAACAACAACAGAACAAGGGCAUUAUCUGCUCCAUCAGCUCUUGAUGCAGCAGAACAAGAUGCUUUGGCCUCAGUUGAGUAUGAGGAACAAGAAGAAUCAAAACAGCGAACCGGAUCAAUGAAGGAGCAGCGUUCACCUAGUCCACAGCCUUUACCUCUUCCAUCUCCUCAGGGCAGUGGUGCAUUGAAGGCUUCUAGCAGCUUUAAGUCAGGGACUGCUAGUGGUCCUCUAUAUGCUUCUGGACCUUUACCUCUUCCACCUAUUGGAUUGCUUCGAAACUUUCAGUAUGAGGAAAUUGCUGCUGCUUGCCACAAUUUCUCUUCGGAUCGAUGCAUGUCAGAAUGUCUUUCUUCCACCAUAUAUAAAGCUUCCUUUGGCGAUGAUGCUUCAAGUUCAAAGAAGUUUGAAGCCACUGUCACGCGCCUUCACCCAUCAACUCAGGGCUUGAAGGAAUUCAUAAAUGAGGUUAAUACUCUUGCAUCUUUACAACAUCCAAACGUCUGUAAAUUGCUAGGAUUUCAUGCACGUGAUGGCUCUGAACCGAGGAUGUUGGUUUAUGAAAGGCUAUGCCAUGGAAGCUUGGACCGCCUGUUGUUUGGGAGAUUUGGUGGCCCACCUAUUGAUUGGAACUCAAGAAUGAAAAUUGCCAUAUGUGCUGCACGAGGUCUUACUUUCUUGCAUGAAGAAGGGCCUUUCCAGGCAAUGUAUAAUGAAUUUUCAACAGCCAACAUACAGAUUGACAAGGAUUUCAGUGCAAAGCUUUCGGGGUAUGGUUGUGUUGGACAUAUUCCAGAGGAAGAGAUUUCAAGCAGUUCAUCUGCUGUUGGAAACCUAUCAGUGGAGACACUGGAAAGAGGAAUGCUUACUCCAAAGAGCAAUGUAUGGAGUUUUGGAAUUGUUCUUCUAGAGCUACUUACUGGCAGAAAGAAUGAUGAUAUCUAUUACCCCAAGCAAGAGAGGAACUUAGUGAAGUGGACCCGUCCCUUCCUGGCUGAUGAUCUUAGACUAUCAUUGAUUAUGGAUCCUCAACUUAAGGGUAGGUUUCCUUCCAAAGCAGCAAGAAAAGUAGCUGACAUUGCACAAAGAUGCCUUCAAAAGGAGCCAUCAGAAAGGCCUACCAUGAGAACUGUUGUUGAGCAUCUCAAAAUGAUUCAGGAUAUGAAGUACUCUUGUUGGUUCCCACUACAAGAGCCAGCAUCCAACUAUGGAAAAGAAAUGUCAAGAUCACCAAGUCUUAAUGGUAUCAUAUGUCACACACCUAGAUUGAGUCUUUCUAUAUCACCAUCAUUUGUAGCUAGACCAUGUGUUUCACCUCCAAGAUGGUCUGGUGUGCCAACCUUGCUUCCUCUUCUCGCUUGUUCCUCACACCAAGCAAGAAUUCAUCAUCCUCAGUAUCUAGGAGAGCUAGUGUUGAAGGAUAUUGAUUGUCUAUAAUGAUCAUUUUUAUUAUUUUCUUAAUUAAUUUUUUGG